CCGACACGUGGAUCCAAGAUGGCGGCGUCUGGGGUGCUGGAGAAGCUCACGUGUCCAGUGGUGCUACUGCUCUUGUGCCAUGGGGUGAGCAGCUUCUACGUGCCGGGGGUGGCACCCAUCAACUUCCACCAAAAGGAUCCUGUAGAAAUAAAGGCUGUGAAGCUCACCAGUUCACGAACACAGCUACCUUAUGAGUAUUACUCCUUACCUUUCUGCCAUCCUCAGACAGUCACAUAUAAAGCUGAAAAUCUAGGCGAGGUCCUUAGAGGGGACCGGAUUGUCAACACUCCAUUCCAGGUGUUCAUGAAUGUUGAGAAGAAGUGCGAGGUCUUGUGUGAAUCUCCCAGCAAGCCUGUAACCCUGACCAAGGAAGCGAGCAAGCUGAUUGCCGAACGGAUCCAGGAGGAAUACUAUGUCCAUCUCAUCGCUGACAACCUGCCUGUGGCCACGCGGCUGGAGUUCUACUCGAACCGUGAGGAGGAAGAGAAGAACAAGGAGAAAGAUAUUCAGUUUGAGCAUGGCUAUCGGCUCGGGUUCAUGGACAGCCAUAAGUUCUACCUGCACAACCACCUCUCCUUCAUCCUUUACUACCAUAGAGAGGACGUGGAAGAGAACCAAGAGCCGACCUACAGGGUGGUCCGCUUUGAGGUCGUUCCGCAGAGCAUUAAGCUUGCUGAUCUGAAGGCCGACGAAAAUGGUGCCUGUGUCCUGCCUGAAGCUGCCAACUCCGCUCCUCAAGAGAUUGACCCCACGAAGGAAAACAAGCUGCUUUUCACCUACUCUGUGCAUUGGGAGGAAAGUGACAUCAAAUGGGCUUCCCGUUGGGACACUUACCUCACAAUGAGUGACGUGCAGAUCCAUUGGUUCUCCAUCAUUAACUCAGUCGUGGUCGUGUUCUUCCUUUCGGGUAUUCUCAGCAUGAUCAUCAUCCGGACGCUCCGGAAGGAUAUUGCCAACUACAACAAGGAAGAUGACAUUGAAGACACCAUGGAGGAAUCUGGGUGGAAGCUGGUGCACGGUGACGUUUUCAGGCCGCCUCAAUAUCCUAUGAUCCUCAGCUCCCUCUUGGGCUCCGGAAUCCAGCUCUUUUGCAUGAUCCUGAUUGUUAUUUUUGUGGCCAUGCUGGGGAUGCUGUCUCCUUCCAGCCGAGGUGCCCUGAUGACCACAGCCUGCUUCCUCUUCAUGUUCAUGGGGGUUUUUGGUGGUUUCUCUGCUGGCCGACUCUAUCGGACACUGAAAGGCCACCGGUGGAAGAAAGGGGCUUUCUGCACAGCCACCCUGUACCCGGGAGUCGUCUUUGGGAUAUGCUUCAUCCUGAACUGUUUCAUCUGGGGCAAACACUCGUCGGGAGCAGUCCCUUUCCCCACCAUGGUGGCUCUCCUUUGCAUGUGGUUCGGCAUCUCCUUGCCCCUAGUCUACCUGGGAUACUACUUUGGAUUUCGCAAGCAGCCUUACGACAAUCCUGUGCGGACCAAUCAGAUUCCAAGGCAGAUUCCGGAGCAGAGGUGGUACAUGAAUCGAUUUGUCGGGAUCCUUAUGGCUGGAAUUCUUCCUUUCGGAGCCAUGUUCAUUGAACUUUUCUUCAUCUUCAGUGCAAUUUGGGAGAACCAGUUCUACUACCUCUUUGGCUUCCUCUUCUUGGUGUUCAUCAUCCUCGUGGUCUCUUGCUCCCAGAUCAGCAUCGUCAUGGUGUACUUCCAGCUCUGUGCAGAGGAUUACCGGUGGUGGUGGAGGACUUUCCUAGUGUCCGGAGGUUCUGCCUUCUAUGUGUUGAUUUACGCAAUCUUCUACUUUGUGAAUAAGCUGGACAUUGUCGAGUUCAUUCCUUCCUUGCUGUACUUCGGCUACACAGCUCUCAUGGUGCUGUCCUUCUGGCUCUUGACGGGGACCAUUGGCUUCUAUGCAGCCUACAUGUUUGUCCGCAAGAUUUACGCUGCUGUGAAAAUAGACUGAAGAUGCUCUGGCGCCACGUGGCACAAAGCAGCUGGUCCCCUCUGUUUCCUCCUAGGAAGGAAGUGGGGAACUCUCUCUCCCUCCCUCUCUCCUGUUUCUCCCAAGGAAACAACCCGGCUGGAGUGGGGGACACAAGGAAUAAAAAUAGUUCAAUUUUUUGGAAUGUAACCUUUGGCACAGCGUCCGUGGAAUCGGGUUUCUUGGUGGGGAGGGGUGUGUAGAUACUUUGCAUUUUAACUUUUAUCCUAUUCUGGUUAUAAGGGAUUUAUUUUCUUUCUCUUUUUUUUUUUAGCCGAGACACAUUCCCCUCAAUGAAUAAUCUUUCUCCCCUCCUCCCUUUCAUCUAAUUCAUUUUCUGUAAUGACAAUAAUAGGAGAUCGCAAUGGUUACAAAUUCGUGAAUGAGUUUGGGGAGAUUCAUCCUUUGGUGAUUGCACAGCGUAGCCUUUUGCUGUGCCUUUGCUUGGAGCAAGACGGUAGAAAGAAGGUUGGAAAUGGGUCGGCUGCCACCUCAUCAUGCUCCAGUUCCGGCAAGCGCAGUUUUCUCUCGGAGGGCUCUCAGACUGCCUUCCCCCGGGGUGCUUGACGCUGGGAGUGUCACAGUGCAGACGGUGGCAGACACCUAUGGUCUUAGGACGCUCACUUGCUUUCAACCACGAUAAACUGAUGAUGUGGAACCACUGCCUGCUGAAAAAUGAAACAGGCCUGCAAACUGGAGGAAGGCUACUUGGAAGUCCUGGGGAAACACCAGGGGAUUUCUCAAUGCUCCCCAGUAACACUGGGAUCUGGGUGAGGUUUAGAGACUGGAAAAUGUGCUCUGUUGUUCAUGUGCCAAGGAAUCCAUGGCUCAGAUGUUGGGAACUGCUGCUGUAAGAGAGGGGAGGGAACUGGGAGAGUUCUGUUCCCCUGACCCCAGUGUCAAAAGGAAGGAAUUGUUCUCCCUUCCUACACCACUCCCCUGCAUAUUUGGCCGAUCCCCCUUUUCUCACUUGUUCAGUUCUGUCUCUCCCUCCAGAAAUUGAAGUGCAUUUGGCAGCUUUACUCUUGACUUCUAUGUGAACGAGGUCACAAGACCAAGGUUAGACUAUCAAAUUAUAUUUUAGCCAAGCACAAUGGAUCUCAGUCUCCCUUCUCAAGAGACAGGAGCACCCCACUCUCUCAUGCUCGUAGUGCGCUGCGCAUCGCAAACGAGCCUGACAUCAAUUUACUGGGAGAUGGUUGUAAACACUUCCUUUGAAAACAGAAACUUGCUUAUUUGUAAUCAGAAUUACAAUACUGGAUUAUUUUUCUAAUUGCUGGAAAUUAGUUCUAAUUGUGGGGUGGUCUAGUUGCAAUGUUCUGCUUUAUGAAUGAGCUAUUCCGGCAAAAGUGGGUAUGCCAUGGGUGGGGUGGGGACGGGAGGCAUGCACCGGGGGGGGGCAUUUUUUCCAUGGAAAAUUAAUCUCUUUGGGAACACAUAUUUAAGAUCACAUAUUUAUUGAUGCAUUUGUCAUCAAUGAUUGAUGAUGCCUCUUAUGUGUGUCUUAAUUUACCUGCCCUGUGGUAACUGCAGGAAACUACAGGGAAUGAGGGCCUUGCUCCUGCAUUUGCGCCUCUGCCCAUCAUUGCUUCCUUGCCCCCCCCCCUCAAUGCCAAAGCCACACCAGUCACAAAUCAAGGUCUGACAAAGGGGCAGCCGUGGCACUUACUACUUUUGCUAUGGAUCCCUUGGUGAACUCUGAUCUGAGCUACCAUUAGGAUACUUGACUAGGGCCUGGAGUCUACUAAUUCUGCGCACUAGCAGAAGCCGAGUUACGGAAGAGCUCCAGCUAGUGCAACAGGCUCCCCCACCCAAUGCGCCCUUGCAAUUCAUUCCGGUGAAUUGGGAGAAACCCCAGAACAGCAAGGCAGGGAGGAGGGUGGGUUGUUCCAUGUGGGAAGUAGGAAGGCUUGCGCUGACAUAAUUAUCAGAAGAGUGCAAUGUUGAUUUCUUCCCCAAGUCUUUUCUCCCCCUCCCUGUGAUUUUCUUUUUCCAACCAGAACUGCUCUAUCCCUGCCUUCCACUAUGUUUCUUGUAUUUUUUUAAUGUAUUGUUUGAGCCCAACUGUAAAUAAAUAUGCUGUUGUUGUCAUUGUGUCUUUGAUUGUGCAACUUCAGCCAUAGGUGACCUGUUUUAGGUUUUCCAAGUUGCAGGUGACAUAACUCACAUUUGCUCUGCUGUUAAUCAUUCUGAUCAUAUCAUUUGCCAAAAACUGUAUGUUCCGUAAGAAGGUAAACUUUGCCAUGGACGUCUGAGCUGGCAGGAGGAAGAAUGCCCAUUUUCUCCCUGCAGGACAGCCAUUCUUGAAGCUACAUGACGGCUUCAUUCUGUUUCUGGGGUGGGCGUGUCUCCUUCCCACUGGAGUCCCUACUGCUUCUAGCCUUGAAGGGGUGAGAUUCUGAUUGGUCCCUGUCUCGUUGAAACCAUAUAUGGAGUGUUGGGUUUACCAUUUAGUUUCUUAAACAUUGCCUUUAAAUAUGGAAUAAUUUUGACCCUGCCACAGCUGCCAGUACAAACUUGAAAAGGUCUUAUGUCAUUCAAGGUGGUAUUUCAAAGCCCAAAAAGAGAUGAAGACUUGGGGAAUAUCUCUUUAUCUAGACUUCUUGAAUUUUGAGCAAGGGAGAGAAGUCUUAUCAACAGUAAUUUUAUUAGUCUGUUAUAAUUCCAUGUCACUGGCAUUUAAUAUAAACAAGUAGGACCAAAAACAAAAUGUUGCCGUACGUCCCAAUCUAAACACUUGUUUGUUCAGGGCUGAAGCAGCAAGUUACUUCCUCUACCCUUGUUCAAUCAAUCCCGCCCCCCCCCCCUGUCUUAUACUUUUCUAGCUGACACUCUACGAAGGCUUCUUGAGCCCACUAAGUAUGUUCAGUCUACAUAGGAGUCUAUCUAGGAACCACUAUUUCAUUUGCAGGUGUUUGUUUCAUAGUAGCGCACACUUAACGUCUUGUGGCUGGCGAGUGCACCUCUGGGGGGAAAGUCAAACCUCUGGAGAAUCACAGCACCUGCUGUGGCUGCAGAAAAUGGUAACUUGGACCUGCUACCUCCCACAUUGUUUUUGUUGUUAGCAGCACUGAAGUGACCUUCCCAGGGUGCAAGCCUGGACAGUGUGUAUGGAGGUCCUGGGCUGCCCAGAGAACAGGACAUUCCCCCCCCCAUUGGAUUAGAUGCUGGCUAGUGAAGGGAUUAACAUGGAACACUUGCCUCACCCUGGGCAGUGGCAACCCAUACUACACCCCUGGGAUAGCUUUCUAGGGAAGAGCCAGAGGCUCCAGCAGGAUGAUGUAGAAUAUGGAUCCUGCGUAUAUACAACCUGCGUUGUUCAUAGGUGUUCCCACUCCCACAAACAAACAGCAUAGCUUGUACUUCAAACGUUUUUAAUAAGCAUUUUCAUUUUUUUAAAAACACACCCUCUUUCAUUUUGGACUUAAUUCUGUAAGACAAAGAAAAGCUAACUGAACAAUGAUGAACUGUACACUUCCUAAUGGCACUUCAAUCUUUAGUUUUAAAAACCUGGACUUGUAAGAAGUCCUACAAUACUUUUCAUCAGAGGAGGUUAUUUGCUGUAUUUAGAAAAAGUGCUAGAUUUGUUUGAGAAGUCCCAGCUUCAGGCCUAGAGGGCCUUGGUGGCUCUUAUGGCGGGCGGGCAGGCAGGCUUGGGAGAUGAGGCAGGUACGGCUCAGGUGAGCCAAAGAGGUCAACUCCCGCUUGCAAGGUGCAAGGUCGGAGAAAUUCCAAAUGAGCCCUUGAAAGUUCAGCUGUUAGACCACAGCCCUGAGCAGGAG
This is a messenger RNA of Zootoca vivipara (common lizard), 5753 nucleotides long. It is a transcript of the gene TM9SF4, whose product is annotated as transmembrane 9 superfamily member 4. The record is from RefSeq and is a predicted model, not a curated record. NCBI's taxonomy places the organism in Eukaryota, Metazoa, Chordata, Lepidosauria, Squamata, Lacertidae. Gene Ontology annotation, biological process: protein localization to membrane. Gene Ontology annotation, cellular component: membrane.